CCCAAAACCCUGAGUCUUUUCGAAAACCCUAAAUCUCUGCCUCAUCAAUGGACAAUGUGGCUUCGCUGUCUUCGAAACACAAUAUCUCGGGUAAAGAAUUUUGAAGAAGGUAGUUCAAAAAUCCAUGUUUCAUCAUGUCUUCUUAUUCCAAAUCCAUGUCUUUUUCUAGUUAAAGUCAGAUCAAUUUCCUCCUCCUCACCCUCUGUUAGUGCAAUCAGUUCCUUAUCAAAUGCAGAUUUGGUCAUAACUCUACUGGAAAGCUACGGGUUUACUAAACCCUUCAUCUCUAAAAUCAUUACCAAGUAUCCACCAAUCCUCUCAUCUGAUCCUCACAAAACCCUAAUACCCAAUAUUGAUUUUUUCAUAUCCAAAGGCCUUUCUGGACUUGAGCUUGCCAAAUUCAUCUAUUCCAACCCAAAUUUGUUGAAAAGAAACUUACAAAACCAUAUAAUCCCUCCGUUUAAUGUCCUUAAAAAUAUUCUUAAAUCUGACAAGAAUGUUAUUACCACUUUGAAACGCCAGUCAAGAGAGUUUCUUAAUAACAAGCUAAGUAUAGAAAAGAUGAUGUUCAACAUUGAGCUUUUGAGAAAUCAAGGUGUCCCUCAAUCCAAUAUUACUAAGUUUCUUAUCUCCCAACCAAGAGCACUUACAAUAAUCACUAGUAAAUUCAAGGAGAUUGUAGAAGAGAUUAAGGAUACGGGAUUCGAUCCAUAUAAAACUACAUAUCUUUUAGCUAUCCAAGUAAUCAAUGGGUUGAGCAAAUCGAAUAGGGAGUCAAGGAUGGAUGUUUACAGGAGAUUGGGUUGGUCUGAAGAACAAAUUCAUAAUGCAUUUAGGUACCAUCCUCUGUGUAUGUUGACUUCUGAGAAAAAGAUAACCUCGGUAAUGGAUUACCUUGUGAAUCAAAUGGGUUACAGUUCGUCUUAUAUUGCCCAAUACCCCAUUAUUAUGUGUUAUAGCUUGGAGAAGAGGAUUAUACCUAGGUGUUCUGUUUACAAAAUCUUAACCUCCAAAGGUCUGGUUAAAAAAAAAAAUUGCCCUAAGUUCACUUUUGCCGAUGUCUGAGAAGUCUUUCUUGGAGAAGUUUGUGAUCAAGUUUGAGGUAGAAGCUCCAGAAAUAUUGAAGCUAUACCCAGAUGCAGUUAAAUCUAAAGCUACCUAGAAGUACUUCUAAAGAUGUGCAGAGAUGCAUAUGUUGCAGCUUGUCUCAAUUAAGUGUUGAUGCAAGCGUUUCAUAUAGUUGGUUUAUAUGGCGGGCAUGCUUGCGCAACUCGGGAUGUAUGUCGGAGUAAUUGUAGGGUGGAGAUCUUACUGAUCUGUCGUCAGUAAGAACCAUACAAGGCAGAAGUGAGAUACUUAGGACCAGAUGGACAGCCAGAGAGGAACCUGUCGCUGGUAGUGCUUACAACUAGGGUUGGAUGGAUACCGAACCGGAGUCACCGGACGUAAAGGUAGGUCCAUAAUUGUCAGGCAUGUGCACAAGGAUUUGGAACAGAGGUUUUUACUAGGGGACAGUGAGGAGUAUGGCCUACAUCUGCUACUUUAGAUGUCUGUAGUGACUAUGGUUUGAUAUGUUCAAUUUUUAUCUUUUGUGUUUCAUCCCUUAACGACCGUAUAAAUCUGUAUUCUGGG
Molecule: messenger RNA, 1632 nt
Organism: Papaver somniferum (opium poppy)
Lineage: Eukaryota; Viridiplantae; Streptophyta; Magnoliopsida; Ranunculales; Papaveraceae
Exons: 2
Coding region: 55-1065 (336 amino acids)
Biological process (GO): regulation of DNA-templated transcription; chloroplast organization
Cellular component (GO): chloroplast
Molecular function (GO): double-stranded DNA binding
Source: RefSeq, a predicted model, not a curated record